UGUUUCUCUGCCAUUCAGUUCAGUGAGACAUCUGCACACAUCACACAUCUAUUUUCUCAAGUGCAUAUCGGACUCAUUUCAACCAGGUCCACUGUGAUAUUCUAAUUCCUGUUUGUAAACACCUCCUAGAUCUGAAGAUUCUCGUUGCCAUCACCAGUAAUAAGGAAGGCUACAAUGUUGACCUCUGCCAAAAUUCUGUUGAUUUCAACCCUAUUGAGCUCAUUAAUGAUUGGAAGUUAUGGGAAAGGAGAUCUAGAAGUAAACACAAUACAAACCACUGCAAAUGAUUUGAAGACAACAGAAAAAAAAUUUCCUUUGGAAAGUAAACUAAAAUUAAAGUUAGAUAAAGAAAAAGGAGAAACGUUUAAUCCAAAUGUAAGUAAUACCUCUUUUGUAGGUUCAACAGAUACAAUGUAUGGAAUAACAGAUACUUUAGGUAAUCUGUCAACAGAAUUUUCUGCAAAUUUGAAAUCCACAUCCACGUUGUCUACAAGCUCUCCCUCACUCGGCAACUUUGUUUCUAAAUUCCCUUUGAACUCAUCUGUGGCAGAAGAAACUAGUAUUCCAGACUCAGAACUUUCUAGUGCUACAUCUAUUAUAUCUUCAGAUAAUUUCACUUCUUCCUUUGAAAAUGAAACCAUGACAAUUCCUGAAAACAGUUCUUCAGUUGGCACCUUCUCUUCAGUAUCAACCACAAUGUCUGUGACCCCCAUGUUAACAGAAUCAGAUAUAUGGCUUGCCACAACCACUGAGAGUAUGGUGGGUUUUAUCCCCUAUCAAGAAACAGAAACACUACAACCCACCUCAAAAUUCACCAAUAAUUCAAAGAUCUUUCCAAACGGAUCAGACCCCCAGGAAGACAAUAGAAAUACAGGAGUAGUAUUUGGGGCCAUCUUAGGCGCUAUCCUGGGUGCUUCCUUGCUCAGUCUUGUUGGCUACCUGUUGUGUGGUAAAAGGAAAACAGAUUCAUUUUCCCAUCGACGGCUUUAUGAUGACAGAAAUGAACCAGUUCUUCGAUUAGACAAUGCACUGGAACCUUACGAUGUGAGUUUUGGCAAUUCUAGUUAUUACAACCCAAAUAUGAAUGAUUCAUCCACGCCAGCAGGUCAAGAAAAUACACGAGAUGGAAUCCCUAUGGAUGACAUUCCUCCACUUCGUACCUCAGUAUGAAACUGAAUGGAAAAAGAACGGAAGAUGAAAGUUUUCUACAUACUGACUUUUUUACAAACUCCUCUACUAAAAGCUGAUGCAAGGACACGACCAUAUGAGUCAGACCAAGGAAAAACAUAAGCCUUCAGAUUAAUAGCAAAAUCACAGUGAGAAAAUAAAUCAUCCAAAAUUUUGCCUUUUUAAAAAAAUUAUUGGCUAUGCUAAACAAUCUAAGUAAUCAUGAUUUAUUUGUGCUUUAUAUUUCUCUAAGUAGGAAAUAUUU
Molecule: messenger RNA, 1432 nt
Organism: Erinaceus europaeus (western European hedgehog)
Lineage: Eukaryota; Metazoa; Chordata; Mammalia; Eulipotyphla; Erinaceidae
Gene: MUC15
Product: mucin 15, cell surface associated
Exons: 4
Coding region: 175-1170 (331 amino acids)
Source: RefSeq, a predicted model, not a curated record